This is a messenger RNA of Tinamus guttatus (white-throated tinamou), 1791 nucleotides long. The record is from RefSeq and is a predicted model, not a curated record. Lineage: Eukaryota; Metazoa; Chordata; Aves; Tinamiformes; Tinamidae.
AUGGGCAGUGAGUAUCGAGCCGUGGGGGCGCUCUGCGCCUCGCUCCUCCCGUCGCGGCCUCCCGGCCUCGGUCCCCGUCGCUGUCGGACCUCUCCGUGCGGGCCCGAGGCGGCCCGUGCUCCGCGGGUUAAAUUUUUAGAAGUUAUUAAACCAUUCUGUGCGGUUUUACCAGAAAUCCAGAAACCAGAAAGGAAGAUCCAGUUCCGAGAGAAGGUACUAUGGACAGCUAUCACACUCUUCAUUUUCUUAGUAUGCUGCCAGAUACCUUUGUUUGGAAUCAUGUCAUCAGACUCGGCAGAUCCUUUCUACUGGAUGCGAGUCAUCCUUGCGUCAAACAGAGGUACAUUGAUGGAGUUGGGUAUUUCACCUAUUGUGACAUCUGGGUUGAUAAUGCAGCUGCUGGCUGGAGCAAAAAUCAUUGAAGUUGGUGAUACUCCAAAAGACAGAGCCUUGUUCAAUGGAGCCCAGAAACUGUUUGGGAUGAUUAUUACCAUUGGGCAAUUUUUUUUGUCUUCUUAUUAUAAUUCAGGUUUGUAAUGAUCUCUCUAAUAUGAUGAAAACGCUGAUGCAGGGAAUUAAUUCUUGAUUUAUUCUUGUUUCUGCUCAGUUUUGUUUGUUUUCCCACAGCUGUUUGUUGCUGGUUUGAUUGUGCUGCUGUUAGAUGAGUUGCUACAGAAAGGUUAUGGUUUGGGAUCUGGUAUUUCCCUCUUUAUUGCUACCAAUAUCUGUGAAACCAUUGUCUGGAAGGCUUUUAGUCCCACUACCAUUAACACUGGCAGAGGGACGGAGUUUGAAGGCGCCGUGAUUGCCUUGUUCCAUCUUCUGGCCACCCGGACUGACAAAGUCCGCGCUUUGCGGGAAGCCUUUUACCGACAGAACCUGCCCAACCUCAUGAAUCUGAUUGCCACAGUGUUUGUGUUUGCAGUAGUUAUAUAUUUCCAGGGAUUUCGUGUCGAUUUACCUAUCAAGUCUGCGCGAUAUCGAGGACAAUACAGUAGCUACCCUAUCAAGCUCUUCUACACCUCCAACAUUCCCAUCAUUCUGCAGUCUGCCUUAGUUUCAAACCUCUACGUUAUUUCCCAGAUGUUGUCUGUGCGUUUUAGUGGCAACUUCUUGGUAAACUUAUUAGGACAGUGGGCAGAUGUCAGUGGUGGUGGCCCUGCUCGGUCUUAUCCUGUUGGUGGCCUCUGCUACUAUUUGUCCCCCCCCGAAUCCAUGGGUGCAAUAUUUGAGGAUCCUGUCCAUGUAAUAGUUUACAUAAUUUUUAUGUUGGGAUCCUGUGCAUUCUUCUCAAAAACUUGGAUUGAGGUGUCCGGAUCAUCAGCAAAAGAUGUUGCCAAGCAACUCAAAGAGCAACAAAUGGUGAUGAGAGGCCACAGGGACACCUCCAUGGUUCACGAGCUUAACAGAUAUAUCCCCACAGCAGCUGCGUUUGGUGGCUUGUGCAUCGGCGCCCUCUCAGUAUUAGCUGACUUCCUCGGCGCCAUCGGCUCGGGCACCGGCAUCCUGCUCGCGGUCACCAUUAUCUACCAGUAUUUUGAAAUAUUUGUAAAAGAACAGGCUGAAGUUGGAGGAGUAGGGGCACUAUUUUUCUAGAUGUCCGAAUAUUUCAUGGCUUGUGUGAAAGGGAAAGUAUUUUGACAACCUGCAUCAUUUAGUCCAAUAAUGCUAUUUUCUUUUUACUUGUUUUCAAGUGCUACGUGUCCCAUUAUUGUAAUGGGCAUUGAGCAAUGCCUGUGAGCAGCAUCAGUACCAGCUGCCUUAAGAAUCAAGUUUACAUUAUCUUGUUUA